Messenger RNA from Zingiber officinale, 4544 nucleotides. RefSeq names its product COP1-interacting protein 7-like. Lineage: Eukaryota; Viridiplantae; Streptophyta; Magnoliopsida; Zingiberales; Zingiberaceae. The transcript has 14 exons. The record is from RefSeq and is a predicted model, not a curated record. The coding region runs from base 448 to 4278 and encodes 1276 amino acids.
CGAUUUCCCAGUUGUCUCAAACGAAUCCAAAGCUUCUCCCUCACUUCAUUCGUAACUUUAUUUAUUUAUUUUUCUCUUCUCAGCUUCUCUGCAAAGUUUCUCUUUAUCAUGCGUUGUUCGCUUCUUGCUUGCAUUCACUGCUAUUAACCUUCGCCACCUCUUCAGGACCCUCCUCCUCCUCCUCCUCUCUCACUUAUGUCCACUUAUGUCCCUAGUUACUAUCGAUCUUUGCAGCCGCUUGAGCGAUCCGCUGUUUGCCUGAGUAUUUCGGUAUUUUUUGUCUUUCCUUUUUUCCUGAAUCAGCACUACAAGCAAAAAAAUAAAAAAAAGGGUGGCGCCUUUUGAUGUUGCAACCUCCUGCGAGUAAGAUCUCAUAGAUUCUGCUAGAAAGCAGCGAGCGGGGACGGGAGUGGAGGAGGAGAGGGACAAAAGCACUUGAUUUUUAAAAUGAGGUCGGAAACUAGACUAGAUUCGGUGGUCUUCCAGCUUACACCUACUCGUACCAGGUUUGAUUUGGUAAUAAUAUCAAAUAAUAAGAAAGAGAAACUUGCAUCUGGCUUGUUGAGUCCAUUUCUUGCCCAUUUGAAGACCGCCCAGGAUCAGAUUGACAAGGGGGGCUAUUCCAUAAUCCUUGAACCAGACCCACAAGUUGGUGCAGCAUGGUUCACAAAACUAACUGUGGAGAGAUUUGUUCGUUUUGUGAGCCAACCUGAGGUUCUGGAGCGUGUGACUACUAUAGAGUCUGAAAUCUUGCAGAUUGAGAAUGCAAUUGCCAUCCAGGGCAAUGAUAAUUUUGGCUUGAGAACUGUGGCUGAUCAACCGAUUAAACCAGUAGAGUCCACUCGAGGCGUGAAGACUUCAGUUGGUAUUGAUGCAGAAAAGGCAAUAGUUCUAUACAAGCCUGGAUCACAGCCGAAUCUACCAGAAUCAAAUGGAUCCAUCACACAGGAGAACUCCAAAGUUCAACUUCUGAGGGUGCUUGAGACCCGCAAAAUGAUUUUACGGAAAGAACAGGGAAUGGCAUUUGCACGAACUGAAGCAGCUGGCUUUGACAUGGAUAAAUUGGUAGAUUUGAUAUCAUUUGCUGAGAGUUUUGGUGCCUCACGUUUAAAGGAGGCCUGCAUAGGAUUAAGGGAGCUAUGGAAGAAGAAGCAUGAUACUGGACAAUGGUUUGAAGUUGAAGCAGCAGCUGCAAUGUCCAUUCAGCCAGAAUUUUCUACCUUGAAUGCAUCAGGCAUUGUGUUUGCAGCAGAUGCUAUGACACAAAAAGAUUAUGUGGAUCCACGCUCUCUUUCUGGUGGUGAUAUGGUACUCGACAUUGAUGGAAAAUCUGAUAAACACCUUCCUGAAGAUGCACAGGUGCCUGUAGGACACCAGGAACAUUUUCAUGGCCAAUUUCAGCAUCCAACUUAUCCACAAUGGCCUUUGCCACCUCCACCAGGUCAUCCUGGCUUUCAAUCUUAUACCGUGCAGGGAAUGCCUUGCUAUCAAAACUACCCAGGGAACAUCCCAUAUUUCCAUCCUCCCUACCAUUCAGCAGAGGAUUCGAGGUUGAGUAAUUCUCACAGAAAGGGAUCGAAAAGGCAGUCCAUGGAUGAUAAACAUACUGACACUAGGGGAAGGAGCACAAGAUCACACAAUGAUACAGAUCAAAAUACUUCAGAUUCUGACAAGGAUGGUUCUCAUGGCCAUAAAUCUCAUAGAAGAGUUGUUAAGUCAGGAAAUAAAAAGUCUAAUAUAGUUAUCACUGCAAACCUAAAUGAUAUCAGCUCCAAGAAGCAUGGUGUAGGACAAUCUGAAAGCGAAUCACAAUCUACAUCUGAAUCUGAAGCUGAAGAUUUACAAUCUGAUAUGCAAGAAAGCAAGCACAAGCACUUUGCUGAGACUUCCAAGAAAGAAGUUGGUCAAAUUAAAACUGCACAGUAUUCAGAUGCCUAUAGCAAUGACAAAGUUGCAGAUGGAGAGGAGACAGAUUCUGGAAAUUGGCAAGCAUUUCAGAAAUUCUUACUAAGAGCUGAAGAAAAAUCAAGAAGAGUUGAAGAAAGCAUGUUUGCAGGAGGAAAAGAGCCUCCAAGGAGAAACCAGAUCAGGGAUGAAGCUGAUAUGACUUGUCCUACUGAGUGUGGUGAUUCUUGUGACCGCACAAUGAGAUUUGAUUUAGCUAAUGGGAAGGCUACACGAAUGAAACAGGUAGCUUUUGAAGAUCCGUCGUUAGUUUCACAUAAUGGUAGAGUGUCAGUGGAUCACCACUUCAAGGAAAUAGAAAAGAAAGGAGUAUAUAGGCGAAUGAGCAAUGAUGAAUUUCUGGUAAAUGGAAAAGAAAAACAAUUGAAUAGUAUGAGAUAUUCUGGUGCAUACACUGAUCAUGCAUAUGUGCAUAAUGCUAUUACAUUGAAGAACUCUUUAAAUGACAUGCCAGAUGAGUCCUUCGUGCUUCCUCAUAGGUCAGUUUCACGGGAUAUUGGGUCAGACAUCACUGCUAUCCAUAUGGAUUCUGAAUUUUCUUUAUCCUUCAGCAAAGCUCAAGAGUCAUCUAAUAAAAUCAAAAGUCAAAUUAGUUACGAACCAGAAGAUGUCUCCUUGGUUACUGAACGUGGAAGGGAGAUGGUAUCUGUACCGCAUCAUCCGGCAACUGAUUUUGAUAUCCGAAUUCCUGUUCGAAAUUCAGUCAAGUUACAAGUGCCUAACCCAGAGAAUCCCUUAAUUAAUCCGAAAAUAAAGAAAUCGGACAAGGAUAACUUCAAAGCCUCAAAGGACAGUGUGGAAAAAAUGAGAAAAGAUGCACUGUCGAAGAACAGGUCUUCAUCUUCGAGGCUUAAUCCAUUAACUGAAGCACAAAAACGUGCAGAAAAGUUGCGUUCCUACAAAGCUGACCUUCAGAAAGUGAAAAGAGAAAGGGAAGAAGAAGAGAAAAAACGUUUGGAAGCUUUAAAAAGAGAGAGACAAAAGAGAAUAGCUGCAAGAAGCAAUGCUGCUACUACUAAGUUACCUUUGACUGCACAACAGACAAAGGCUCGUUCAUUAACAAAGACCUUGCCAAAUCCUUACAAAAGCUCAAAGUUCAGUGACUCUGAUCCCGUUAAUUCUUCACUUUUGCAUAAAUUUCCUAUAAGAACCUCCUCAACUGGUGCCAUUGUCUCCCAGAAGGCCACUAAACCCAGUAGAUUAAAUGGAAGUAAGCAUGGUAUAACUCGAUCAACGUCAUCAUUGCCCGUGUCAAGAAAACAAGGGUUAAUGGCUGAAGCAAGGGCAGACUCUCUUCGAAUGAAGAGACUCUCAGAUCCAAAAAGCAGUUACAAUCAGCAUCCUUCCUUAGUGAAAGCUAAUCGAUUUCGUAAGCAAAGCUCACCCGAUGAAUCUCAGAAAAAGAUUACUGCCAUUAUGCAACUCGACAAGAGAAAGACAGCAACCCUACCAGAGCUUAAGAUUCAAACACCAAAAACUUCAGAUAGAAUUGGAAAGGAAUCUACCAGCAAAGGGUCAAUGCAAAAGGGGACUGGAAGCAAACCUCCUCAGACUUUCGGAUGUAGCAAGGAGAAAUUGUCCAGUGAUAAUCAACCCAGCAACAGUGAUGAAAAUCUGGUGAUUGAGAAGACUGUGGUAAUGCUUGAAAACAAUGUGGUGACUGCUCUGGUUGCUAGUCAGGGUGGCAAGAUGUUAGACACAAAAGAAAGAUCACAUGGGAAUGAGUCAGAUAGAAGACGCACUAUGAUUCAUCCUCCACCUUCUUCUCUUGUUUCAGCUAAACUUGAGGGUGCAGGAAAAUUGGAUGGGAAGCUGAGUUCCUUUGAGGUUGUUUCUCGCUCUAGAAAUGAACCUCAGAAGUUUUCAAAGUUGACGGAACCAGAAAAAUCUUAUCAAGUCCCGUAUGCUAGAGGAACAUCAUUGGAUGAUCCUGUUGGCACUCAUUUAGGAUAUGAUGGAGGAAAAAAGACUGUGCAAGAGUCUGUAACUAGUUUUGAAAAAUUGACAUUAGGGAAUCAUCUUGAAACAUGCGAGGAGCCUGUUAGCCAGGAAAAAAAGGGUUUCAUAAAGCUGUUAAAAUUUGGUCGAAAGCGACACAACUUAUUGGGUGAAAGCACAGAUGGCUUAGACGUUUCAUCUGUUGAUGAACAAACAGUUGCUACUGGUUCCCCCAAUGCUGGUAAUUUAUUGAAGAACCUCAUUUCUCAAGAUGGUAACCAUACUGGAAGCACACCAAGUAAAGCUUCUCGGUCAUUUUCCUUACUUUCGCCCUUCCGAAGCAAGAGCAGCGACAAGAAACCAGCAGAGCCAUAAGCCGACAGCUCUAAAUUUUACGAAGUGAAGAUAUUAUAGAUGACAAGUGAGAAUAUCAUCUGUUCUUGGUAUAAUAUUUUUGUUUCCUAAUUGUAUAAAGUCUGUUUCGUCAAUCUUUGUUCAUAUACUCAUCUUUAUCUGCCGGUUCGGUUGUAAACUGCAAAGGAACUAUUUGUGAUGUUGGUGAUCAUCAAAUGGUAAUAUCAACUCUAUCUUGAAACAUCCAACCCUUUGUGUUGGUACAAGAACCUUAAUCUUUUCGCAGA